Staurois parvus is the source of this 387-nucleotide messenger RNA. The record is from the annotation of a GenBank genome assembly. NCBI's taxonomy places the organism in Eukaryota, Metazoa, Chordata, Amphibia, Anura, Ranidae.
GGUCAUUUCAACAAGAGGAGGGGCAGAGAAAAAGGAUCAAAUAGCCUUUUUACACAUGCAGGGAUUAACCCCUUAGCUUGUUGGAGGAGUUUUCAUUUUGCUCUAGGAGAAUGUAGAACCCAUGACCUCUGUCUGGACAGUGCUGAUUGGCCCCUUGCCGAUCAGAUGCAGUCUCCCAAAAAAAAAAAAACUCUCUAGCAAUACACACCAAACUGAGCAUGUGCAGAGUGGCUCCGCAUGAUAUGUCUUAUCAGGAGAUAAGAGGGGGACACUGGUAGAAGGCAAGGAUCAGAGAAGACAGGAUCAAACAGGCUUUUUACACAAUUAGAGGAUUAACCCUUUAGGUUGCACAGUGAGUAUAAAAAGCAUGCUUUACUGCAUAGACAG